Venustampulla echinocandica is the source of this 3006-nucleotide messenger RNA. RefSeq names its product putative pre-mRNA splicing factor ATP-dependent RNA helicase PRP16. Gene Ontology annotation, biological process: mRNA splicing, via spliceosome. Gene Ontology annotation, molecular function: ATP binding; RNA binding. The transcript has a single exon. NCBI's taxonomy places the organism in Eukaryota, Fungi, Ascomycota, Leotiomycetes, Helotiales, Pleuroascaceae. Bases 1 to 3006 code for a protein of 1001 amino acids. Gene Ontology annotation, cellular component: spliceosomal complex; intracellular anatomical structure. The record is from RefSeq and is a predicted model, not a curated record.
AUGGCUAGGGAUGAAGGGGGAUCGAGUCCUAAGAGACGAAAGCUUGAUUUUAACCCAUUACGAUCCGAUGACAGAUUUAUCAUUCCGGCCAAGCCAUCAACAAAUAGUCUUGAGCACCCGGGGCCUGCGCUGCUACGGUCUCAAAGUCGAGUUCGGAAUAGUUCUCGAUCGUCAACCCCCCAAGGACGAUCACAAUACGCGUCGACCCCCAAACCCCGGCAGGAAGAAUUCGAUGGGCCCGAGCCUUUCGUGAACGAAGAGGACUCCAAUGCCCUCGAUCGGGAUUGGUAUGCUGGAGACGAAUCUGGCCACACAUUUGGAGAUGACGCCCAUAACCCGUUCGGUUCUUAUGAUAAUUCCUGGGCUGAGCAGCAGCGGGAGGCAGCGCUGGUAGAGAAGAAAACCGGGAAGCGUAUGAGUGCACGAGCGACACAAAAACAGAAGGAUGUCGAUGCUUGGGAGACGAAUCGAAUGCUCACGUCCGGCGUGGCCCAGCGAAGAGAUUUUGGAGACGACUUCGAAGAUGACGAAGAAGCAACUAGAAUCCAUCUACUCGUCCAUGACCUGAAACCCCCUUUUCUGGACGGCAGAACCGUCUUCUCGAAGCAAUUGGAACCUGUGCCGGCAGUUCGAGAUUACCAAAGCGACAUGGCGGUGUUUAGUCGAAAGGGUAGUAAGGUGGUAAAGGAAAAGCGUCAACAAAAGGAGAGGCAAAAACAAGCUCAGGAGGCAACAAAUAUGGCCGGCACUGCACUUGGCAACCUCAUGGGAAUCAAGGAGGACGAAGGAGACAGCGCUGCCCCGGUUCCUGGCGAGGAGGAACACCAAGGCAACAGCAAAUUUGGUCAGCAUAUGAAGAAGAAUGAAGGGGCAAGCAACUUCAGUCAGAGCAAGUCUUUGAAGGAGCAGAGAGAGUUUCUUCCUGCGUUUGCUGUCCGUGAAGAUUUACUGAGAGUCAUCCGUGACAACCAAGUAGUGAUUGUUGUCGGUGAGACAGGGUCAGGCAAAACGACCCAACUUACGCAAUUCUUGUACGAGGAUGGCUAUGCAAAGCUAGGGUUGAUAGGAUGCACGCAACCUAGGCGGGUGGCUGCAAUGAGUGUGGCCAAGCGAGUUAGUGAAGAGAUGGAAUGCAAGCUAGGCGGUCUGGUCGGUUAUGCUAUUCGGUUCGAAGACUGUACGAGCAAAGAGACAUGUAUUAAAUACAUGACUGACGGUGUUCUCCUGAGAGAGUCUCUAAAUGAACAGGAUCUCGACCGUUACUCCUGUGUCAUUAUGGACGAGGCGCAUGAAAGAGCCUUGAAUACAGACGUUCUUAUGGGGCUGUUUAAAAAAGUCCUCGCACGCCGACGAGACCUCAAACUCAUCGUCACUUCUGCAACCAUGAACUCGAAACGAUUUUCUGACUUUUACGGGGGAGCACCAGAAUUCUUUAUCCCUGGAAGAACAUUCCCUGUGGAUAUCAUGUUCCAUCGAUCUCCAGUUGAAGACUACGUGGACCAGGCGGUGCAACAGGUAUUGGCAAUCCAUGUUUCGAUGGGGGCUGGCGAUAUCUUAGUGUUCAUGACUGGACAAGAAGAUAUUGAGGUGACUUGUGAACUUAUCCAAGAACGGCUCAACGCUCUUAAUGACCCACCGAAACUCAGCAUUCUUCCUAUCUACAGUCAGAUGCCUGCGGACCUCCAAGCAAAGAUCUUCGACAAGGCUGCUCCGGGUGUAAGGAAAGUUAUUGUUGCAACAAACAUUGCAGAAACUAGUUUAACUGUCGAUGGUAUCAUGUAUGUCGUUGAUGCUGGCUAUUCUAAGCUGAAGGUCUACAAUCCUCGUAUGGGGAUGGAUACUUUACAGAUUACGCCAAUUUCUCAAGCGAAUGCCUCGCAGAGAGCUGGCCGUGCUGGACGUACUGGACCUGGCAAGGCAUUUCAUCUUUUUACCGAAGCUGCUUUCAAGGACGAGCUUUAUAUCCAAACAAUUCCUGAGAUCCAGCGUACCAAUCUCAGCAACACGGUUUUACUCUUGAAAUCCCUCGGGGUCAAGGACCUGCUAGACUUUGACUUUAUGGAUCCUCCUCCUCAAGACACCAUCACGACAUCUUUGUUCGACCUCUGGGCUUUAGGCGCGCUCAACAAUAUCGGCGAUCUUACGGAAAUAGGCAAGAAAAUGACCGCGUUUCCGAUGGACCCUUCUUUGGCCAAGCUUCUGAUCACGUCCGUGGAGUACGAAUGUAGCGAAGAGAUGCUGACGAUCGUGUCCAUGCUAUCCGUUCCUAGCGUAUUCUAUCGACCAAAAGAACGCCAGGAAGAGUCCGAUGCCGCUCGUGAGAAGUUUUUCGUUCCAGAAUCUGACCACUUAACCUAUCUUCAUGUAUAUUCGCAGUGGAAGGCAAAUGGUCAUUCAGACGCCUGGUGCACUCGGCAUUUCUUGCAUCCAAAAUCUUUGCGCCGAGCAAAAGAGAUCAGAGAACAACUCCUAGACAUUAUGAAGAUGCAAAGGAUGGCAAUGAUCAGUUGUGGCACUGAUUGGGACGUCAUCCGGAAAUGUAUCUGCUCGGGAUACUAUCAUCAAGCUGCCAAGGUCAAAGGCAUUGGAGAAUACGUCAAUUUAAGGACAAGUGUAACUGUCCAGCUGCACCCUACGAGUGCUCUUUAUGGACUGGGUUAUCUCCCUGAUUACGUCAUCUACCACGAACUGAUUCUUACUUCCAAGGAGUAUAUGUCAACAGUGACAGCCGUUGAUCCACAUUGGCUUGCAGAACUGGGAGGUGUGUUUUACUCAAUCAAAGAAAAAGGCUACUCUGCCCGAGAGAAGAGGAUCACCGAAGUUGAAUUCAACAGGAAGAUGGAAAUAGAGACACAAAUGGCAGAAGAUAAGUUGAAUGAGGAGCAGAGAUUAGAGAAGGAGAGCCAGAAGACGGCAAAGAAGCCCGCAUCAACGGUGGUGAAGAAAGUUGCCUUGCAUGGCGCUGUGAGGAAGCCUAUAGUAAGAAGGGCUGGACGAGGGUUUUAA